Molecule: messenger RNA, 654 nt
Organism: Triticum turgidum subsp. durum (durum wheat)
Lineage: Eukaryota; Viridiplantae; Streptophyta; Magnoliopsida; Poales; Poaceae
Source: the annotation of a GenBank genome assembly
AUGCCACCGCCGCAGCAUCAGCAGUUGGAGGAGGUGAUGGGCCACGGCGAUCCCAUGCUAGUGGCGAUGCGCAACAAUUACCGCCAGAGGAUAUUGGAGCAUGCAGAAAGGGUGGUAACUGCGAGAUUACAUAAAGGAUUGAGGGUACCUGCUGACUGGCAGCGGGGGCUGCCGGAGCUUGCUAGGCGGGUCGAGAAAGUCUUGUUUGAGAAACACCCAAACAAGGUGUGCCAUCUCUUGACUAGGAAGAGGGAGUACUACAACAUGACGAAUGAACCAAUUCAUCCACAUUUCGAGUUUGCUGUCACGACCUCGCUUGCUCAGACUGAGAGGCAGAGAGCAUCUUCCACUGCCUAUGCUCGUGUCACCCAAGGGGAUACCACCAACGAGCUUGUGAGCACAGUACUAUCUCUGGGGAUGAACUCUAGUGAUGACCACUCGCAAGUGUCGAACAGCAUCUUGGCAAACCGUGCACCUGCUAAUAAGGAGGUCUCAAAGGAACCAAAGUUCACCUGUCCAUUCUGCUUUGACGAGCUGGUCGAUGCGACGAUGCGUCAUCGACUAUCUGCGGCCACAUCUUCUGCGACAAGUGCAUCAAGUUCUCCGUCCAGGCUCAGAACAGGUGCCCUACCUGCUGGAGGGGCCUCACCAUGA